Peniophora sp. CBMAI 1063 is the source of this 1521-nucleotide messenger RNA. Lineage: Eukaryota; Fungi; Basidiomycota; Agaricomycetes; Russulales; Peniophoraceae. The record is from the annotation of a GenBank genome assembly.
AUGCUGCAACUCGAUGACUUCGUCUACGACACCGAUGCGCUACCUGACGGGCCCGAGUCCCCGCUCCUGUAUCAGCCGGGCGGCUAUCACCCAGUCACACUCGGCAAUGUCAUAUCCAGCCCGAAGACUCGCUAUCACGUCGUGCACAAGCUGGGCUGGGGAGGAUAUGCCACUGUGUGGCUCGUACAGGACCUCUCUUCGUACGCGUGGCUUGCUCUGCGAAUCAGGAUGGCGAAUGAUGGGAGCAAGGGCGAGGAUGAAGUGCUCCGGCGCAUCUCAUCUAUGCCUCACUCUCAACAUCUACCGGUGGUUCAUGAUAUGUUCACCAUCGAGGGCCCCAAUGGCAAGCAUAUCUGUAUGGCCACGGAUGUCGUCGUGCCUCUCAGCGAGUCUUUGCUGCGGGACUCAAGCAUACGGCAUAAUGCGAAAGUCAUCGUGAGCGGGAUAGUUGAAGCUGUGGCGCACAUUCACAAAGCUGGUAUCAUUCACGGAGACCUACAUAUGGGCAAUGUCGGACUCGCCGUUACGCUGCGUGGGGACGAUGCUCAUGCUGAUUACCCUCUGCGAUGCCCAUUGGAAUUUGAACCCGAGAUGACUGCCGUGGUCGCGUCGACUACAAAAGCCCUCGCGAUGUCUUCUCACCUUCCUUCCUACCUCGUCUCCCCUAUCAGCAUAGGCCGGGACUACGACCUUCUACAUGACGCCAAUGAACCGCACAUCGUUAAGCUGUUUGACUUCGGGAACGCUCAUCUGGAGAAGAAGCCACGCACAACGAAUGGUUUCCUAGCGGACAUAGCACCCCCUGAAUGGGCGAUAGCGCAAACUCCUGAACACAAACCAGACAUUACCCUGAGCACUGCUAGCGACAUAUGGGCUCUAGGCAUACUGAUCUUCGAGGUGAUGUCAGGAGGGGGAUCCAUCUUCUCUCGUUCAAGAGGUGUACUUCCUCAGAUUGCCGCGCUCGCGGGCUCCAUACCAACCUCGUGGAACGCCUUUCCCGCUGUGAAGUACGUCAACGUUCACGAAAUAAGCCCGGCCGACUCGAAUAGACGCUGGGAAGAACAUCGCGCAACUAUUCGCAAGACUGGGAUGUCCGAUGAAGACGCAGAUGCACUCAUUGCGUUACUGCGAAGGAUCUUGGUGUUGGAUCCUACGGCGAGACCGAACGCAGAGGAGAUCCUUCGUGACCCUUGGUUCUCUAUAGUCUCUCAGAACAACGAAAUGCUAGACGCAACACCACCAACGGUCCCAUACACGGGCGCAGUGCCCCAUCAUGUUCAUCUUAUUCACUCGAGAUCACAUUUCCCACAAGCCAAUCCCUACGGACCACCAAAUCCAUGCGCAUACCCGCCCCCCUAUGGCGCUUUCCCUGCGCACGUACAGCACUCGCAACCUCCUCUCGCUCAUACCCCAGUAUACGGAUACCCGUUCCAUUUUCACUCUGCAUCCUCUCCCGUCCCACCUUUACCUCCUCCAUUCCCUAUGGGUUCGGGCACUUGGUUCCCGCCCGGGUCACGGUAG